Messenger RNA from Bolinopsis microptera, 897 nucleotides. Its product is annotated as arg8-vasotocin receptor-like. The transcript is spliced from 2 exons. The record is from RefSeq and is a predicted model, not a curated record. Gene Ontology annotation, cellular component: plasma membrane. Gene Ontology annotation, molecular function: G protein-coupled receptor activity. The coding region runs from base 1 to 897 and encodes 298 amino acids. Lineage: Eukaryota; Metazoa; Ctenophora; Tentaculata; Lobata; Bolinopsidae. Gene Ontology annotation, biological process: G protein-coupled receptor signaling pathway.
AUGGGAGACAUUAUCAUUCUCCUAGCCUCUAUAAAAUACAAAGCGUUUAAACUCCACAAGGUUAUAGUGGUCUUCGUCCAGCACAUCGCAGUGAGUGAUAUAGUGGUCUCUGGAACGUGUAUCCUCCCUCAAGCAGUGUCCAGAGCAGCAGAUCGGAACGUGUUUGGUAGAAACUUUUUGAGUUACAUCCUGGCAUACGGUCCUUACUACGGCUUCCUCUCCAGCAAACUCCUCAUUCUCGCACUGAUAAUCAUGAAGUGGCUGCUGAUAAAGCACCCUCUGCGAUCUAGAAACUGGUCUGAAACACGAGCUCACAAACUGUGUGCUUUCAUUUGGGUUGUCAGCUUACUCUGCCAGGGUCGGUUCUUCAUAGGGGGAGCGGAUGACAUCAUAUUUGACUACGGGAUUUACAGAUACAACUACGCCUACUCAGCACCAGUCUGGAAAUCCUGGCUCUUCCUCACCUACUUCGCUCUCACCACCUACCUUCCAAACUUGGUGAUAUUCUCCAUCACCCUGCUGCUUGUGCAACACCUGCUGAAAGCAAGGAAGGUGACAACUAGAAGUGGGGGUAACCUCAGGUGGCAGGGUCUCCUCACAGUCAUUGUUACUGCGUCUGUCUACAGUGUCUCUUAUCUACCUUACGCUAUCUACUUUGCGGUUGGGGCCCACGUGAAGGGAACUUAUUUCUACAGAUUUGCAGCGACUUGUGGGUACUUCAACACUGUCGCUAACUUCUUUAUAUACAGUUUUACUGUAACCAGCUUCAACACCUUCCUCAAGGAGUGUAUUCGGAAACUUGCUAGCUGCUCGGGUUACUCAGGAGGUCGAGUUGCAGCAUCCGGAGAAAGUAGAACAACAAAGAUAACGAGGAACUACCAGGAAACAACCCUGUAG